Molecule: messenger RNA, 1072 nt
Organism: Vombatus ursinus (common wombat)
Lineage: Eukaryota; Metazoa; Chordata; Mammalia; Diprotodontia; Vombatidae
Product: rho GTPase-activating protein 45-like
Exons: 10
Biological process (GO): activation of GTPase activity
Cellular component (GO): membrane
Molecular function (GO): GTPase activator activity
Source: RefSeq, a predicted model, not a curated record
GGUUCCAUUAUGAGUCAAACAAUGAGUCUGUUAAGCGUGAGUUGGAGAAGGCCUUGGAGACAGUUGCUGUGUCCUUCAGCAGCACUGUGUCUGAGUUCCUCAUGGGUGAGAUGGACAUCAGUACCCUCCUUUCUAUGCCUCCCGGUGACCAGAACCAGUCCGUGGAAAACCUUUAUGGGGGCCUCUCAGGGCAGUGUACGGAUAGCAUGUCUCCGGGCACAGAACCUUUUGGCUGCCUGUUGGCGGACGAUGUGGACGUGGUGCUGCAGCGCUGUGAGGGGGGCGUGGACGUGGCCUUGCAGUACGCCAAGAACAUCGCCAAGUAUAUGAAAGAUCUCAUCAAUUACCUGGAGAAGCGGACGACACUCGAGAUGGAGUUUGCCAAAGGUCUGCAGAAGAUCGUCAACAGCUGCAAACAGACGAUAACCCAGGAGCCCCACAUGCCUUUCCUGUCCAUCUAUUCCCUGGCCCUAGAACAGGACAUGGAGUUUAGCCAUGGGAUGCUGCAGGUGGUGGCUACCCUGCAGAACCAGACUUCAAUGCAGCCCCUGACUCUGCGGCGUCUAGAGCACGAGAAGAAAAGGAAGGAGAUCAAGGACCAGUGGCACCGGGUGCAGAGGAAGCUGCAAGAAGCAGAGACCAACCUUCGAAAGGCAAAGCAGAGCUACAUGCAGCGCUGUGAAGACUACGAGAAGGCCCAGUACCUGACCGUAAAGGCCGAGGAGGAGCAGGCUUGGGGCGGUGGGGCCAGUGCAGGGGCUGGGACCAGUAGUGCUGCCACCAAGGCCCUGGACAAAAAGAGGCGGCUGGAGGAAGAGGCCAAGAACAAGGCAGAAGAGGCCAUGGCCACGUACCGCACCUGCAUUGCUGAUGCCAAGACGCAGAAGCAGGAGCUGGAGGACGUGAAGGUGAACGCUUUGCGCCAGAUCCAGGAGGUCAUAAAGCAGAGUGACCAGAUUAUCAAGUCGGCCACCAUCUCCUACUACCAAACCAUGCACAUGCAGACGGCCCCGUUACCGGUCAACUUCCAGACCACGUGUGAGAGCAGCAAGCUGUAUGACCCGGGGCAGCA